Messenger RNA from Actinia tenebrosa (Australian red waratah sea anemone), 2036 nucleotides. RefSeq names its product solute carrier family 53 member 1. Gene Ontology annotation, molecular function: phosphate transmembrane transporter activity; inositol hexakisphosphate binding. Gene Ontology annotation, cellular component: plasma membrane; cytoplasm; Golgi apparatus. The record is from RefSeq and is a predicted model, not a curated record. Lineage: Eukaryota; Metazoa; Cnidaria; Anthozoa; Actiniaria; Actiniidae. Gene Ontology annotation, biological process: cellular response to phosphate starvation; phosphate ion transport.
CCAAACAAACAUGACAUGACGAUGAAAGGCAAAUCUGACCCGGAUUCACUAAAACAAAACGUCUUGUUUAGACCCAAAUAAAACUGUUAGAAUUAUCAAAACUAGCGAUGAAGUUCACAGAGCAUCUAGGUACACAUUUGACUCCCGAAUGGCGAGUUCAAUACAUUCAAUACGAGAAACUCAAGGAAGUGUUAUAUGCUGCUUUUGAGAAAAUGCCACCCAAAGAUGAAACUGCUGAAGCUGUUGUGCAGAGAUUCUUUAAUAAAUUUCAAGAUGAAUGGUUUCAGUACUGCGAUGAAGAACUGUCGAAGAUCAAUACCUUUUUUGCAGAGAAAAUUGCUGAAGCAGAGCGUAAAUUCACUGCUCUCAAAAGUGAGCUUUAUGUAACGGAAUCCCUUAUCAAAGAGGGAUCAAGCUUAAAAAACUUACGAACAGGAAGUAAACUAACCCUGGCCACUAAACCAGAUAAAAAGAAAGUCAAGAUUAAGGCAAAAACCAUCAAUGACCUGAAGCUGGCCUUCAGUGAGUUCUACUUGAGCCUUGUCUUGAUCCAGAACUACCAGCAAUUAAAUUUUACAGGAUUCAGAAAAAUUCUCAAGAAACAUGACAAGAUUUUUGAUACCACUAAUGGAGUUCAGUACAGACAGACUAAGGUGGAGACUGCAAACUUUUACACUAACAAAACAGUAGAUGAUAUUAUACUAGAAGUAGAGAAUUUAUUCAUAACUGAGUUAGAACAGGGUAACCGAUCAAAGGCAAUGAAUCGACUUAGGGUACCUCCCCUAGGGAAAGAAUUGAGUGGAGACUUGGUCACAUUUCGUGUAGGUCUUUAUUUUGGGGUAUUUCUAAUGCUGUCAUUGGUUAAUGUUAUAGCAGCUUUUUAUACAAAAACCAAAGGAGACUUAGAAGUAGCCAUUAGAAUAUACCGAGGGAUUUUUCUUAUCGUUUUGGUCACUUUUUUAUUGGCUUUAAAUACUUGGGGAUGGAGGAAGGCUGGGGUCAACCACGUGCUAAUCUUUGAACUGGACCCAAGACAUCAUCUUAGUUAUCAUCAAUUGUUAGAGUUUCGUAUCAUCACUGCACCAUUUCAACACGUGGGCUUCGCUGAUUUCUGGCUGGCUGAUCAACUAAACAGUCUUGUAGUAGCACUAUUGGAUUUCCAGUAUAUUAUUUGUUUUUAUUCACAUGAUUGGCAUGUAGAUAGUAAAGAGCGGAUUUGUGACACCAAUCUCUAUGGUCUUCGGCCUCUAGUUGCGUGUCUCCCGGCCUGGUUCCGGUUUGCGCAGUGCCUCAGACGUUAUAAAGACACGCGGGAUGUAUUCCCGCAUUUAGUCAACGCGGGGAAAUACUCCACCUCAUUCUUUGUGGUAGCCUUCUCUACCUUAGCAAAGUCUAAUUCUCCGGAAAGUGACAAAUUCUUUUUAUUAUGGAUUGUGGCUGCGAUCAUCAGCACGUGUUACACCUUGACCUGGGAUAUCAAGAUGGACUGGGGACUACUAGACAAAAAGGCGCCAGUUGAAAAUAAAUUCCUAAGAGAAGAAACUGUAUAUAGGUACAAGGCAUGUUACUAUUUGGCAAUGCUCGAAGACUUUAUAUUUAGGUUUUUGUGGACUCUAACAGUUUCAGUAGGAGAUUUGGAACUCUUCCAUUCGGAGAUUCUCAAGCUUGUUCUGGCAUUGUGUGAAGUGUUUAGGCGGUUCGUAUGGAAUUUUUUCCGUCUGGAGAACGAACAUCUGAACAAUUGCGGUCAGUUCCGUGCUGUACGAGACAUAUCCUUCAUGCCUAAAGACACACAUCACCAGGCACAAAUCGAAGACAUCAUGGAUGAUGAAAACGGUUUGGGGCCAGAUUCGAAACGAAAGCGAAAAGCUAGUAUAAUGAUUAAGUCGAUUACUACCAACAAACGCUCCUCUCCCACGAACGAAAUUAUUAUCGAGAAUGAUACUGCCAGAGAUCUAGAUACUAGAGUGUAAUAUUGUAAUUAUUUUAUAAAUUACAGUGCGAUGAUUAUUUUUGAAUAAAAUGUAUGCAUGGUA